Messenger RNA from Taeniopygia guttata (zebra finch), 4363 nucleotides. The record is from RefSeq and is a predicted model, not a curated record. Lineage: Eukaryota; Metazoa; Chordata; Aves; Passeriformes; Estrildidae.
UCGUGGGUGUCUCAGCCCCAGCUGCCCUGGCUGAGGGAGAAUCUUGAGUAGAAAAGCUUCUGGUUAAUGUCCCUGUCGGAGUGAUGCUUUUAUUUCCUUUUUUCUCUUCCUUGCCUCCUCCUGCUGGCUGCUUUGUCCCAAGGCAGGACACGUGGCAGGGCUGGGUGUCCCCAAGGGCCACUGCCACAACGACGUGCGCAGCAAAUAAAGUGUUUUGUGCACAAUGGUGCUCGAGGGAGCAGCUCCUGGAGUUCCCAUGUUCCUUUUGGAGGCAGCUGCAGGCAGGAAGCAAAAAGAGAGUUGGAAGGGGGGCACGUUGCUGCCAGUGCUCCUGGUGAGCUGUCACCUGGAGUCUGUGCUGUGGGGACAGGAGCAGGGUGACGUCCUGUGCUGCUGGGUGCUGGCCCAGGGACCACAGCCCAGCCAAGGCUGAGAAAUUCUGUUUGCUCCUUUGGACUCCCUGCUGCGUGGAUGCUCAGUGAGAUUAGAGCAAGUGGAAUUUAAGGCUUUGAAGGGGAAAGUGAAAGGUAAACCUUUGAUAGCAGAGAUAAAAGAGACUCCUGGUGCCGGUGUUUUCAGAUCAACCCUGCACAAGGUGCAAGACUGUGUGCCUGUUGGGGAUGGAUCCAGCCUCAGCCACUGCAAAUGGUUGCAUCCUGGAGGGAGAGGAGGAAAACUGACCUCUUCCUUAUUGCCUUGGGGAUGCAGAUUUUUUGCUAACUGGGCAUUAGAAUGAUUUUUUGAGCAAAAUAAGAGGGCAGAAAUUGAUGAAAGGUGCAUUUCAUGAUCACCUUCAAAGUCUGCAGCUCUCUUUGAUGGGACUCCAGAGCAGCGCUUUUGGUCCCCUGCUCUGCCAAGCAGGAGAAGAGGUCCCUGGGGCAGGGUGUGUGCCCGUGGUCCCCUCACCCUGAGGAUGCCAGGGAAGAGCAAUGGUGUGCACAGCUCCCCAGCCAACCACCAGCCCGGGGGUGGCACGGAGGGGACAGGGCUCAGCACCAGGACCUGUUCAACCCAGGAUGGCACCAGCUCAGAGCUGCAGAGAGGAGCCAGCCUGCAUGGGGGGGAGCAGGGGGCUGACCACGCUUUCCAAGGCCAGGGAGCCUUAGCCAGGAUAGCCCGGCUGGUGCUGGUGCUCAGGGACUGGGCCAACAGGAGCCUGCACGAGGAGCAGCAGAGGCCAGACCCCUUCCUGGAGCGUUUCCAAGGCCCCCAGCUCCUGACAGCGGCUGCAGGCGCUGAGCUUGAGGAUGAGGAGACUGAGAAGUUAAACAAAAAGAGGAAAUGGCUCUUCUUUGUGGUGGACCCUGCAGGGGACUGGUAUUACCACUGGCUGGCUGUGAUUGCAGUUCCUGUCCUCUAUAACUGGUGCUUGCUGGUGGCCAGGGCUUGCUUCACUGACCUACAGAAGACCUACUUUGUGCUGUGGCUCGUGUUAGAUUACACCUCAGAUGCUCUCUACCUCGGGGACACAGUGAUCCGCCUGCACACAGGAUUCUUGGAACAGGGCCUCCUGGUUAAGGACCUGAAGAAGCUGCGGGAUAAUUACAUCCACACGCUCCAGUUCAAGCUGGAUGUUCUCUCCACCCUGCCCACAGACCUGGCCUAUUUUUGGGUGGGACUGCACUGCCCUGAGCUGCGUUUCAACAGGCUGCUGCGCUUCUCCCGCAUGUUCGAGUUCUUCGACAGGACCGAGACCAGAACCAGCCACCCCAAUAUCUUCCGCAUCAGCAACUUGGUUCUUUACAUCCUGGUCAUCAUCCACUGGAACGCCUGCAUUUAUUACGCCAUCUCCAAGGCCAUAGGCUUCGGGGAGGACAGCUGGGUCUACCCCAAUGUCACAGGGCCUGAGUACGGGUAUCUGACCCGGGAGUACGUCUACUGUCUUUACUGGUCUACGCUGACUCUGACCACCAUUGGGGAGACCCCUCCCCCCGUGCGGGAUGAAGAGUACCUCUUCGUGAUCUUUGAUUUCCUCAUCGGCGUCCUCAUCUUUGCCACCAUCGUGGGGAACGUGGGGUCCAUGAUAUCCAACAUGAACGCCACCAGGGCGGAGUUCCAGGCCAAAAUCGACGCCGUCAAACACUACAUGCAGUUCCGCAAGGUGAGCAAAGACCUGGAAACCAAAGUCAUCAAGUGGUUCGACUACCUGUGGACCAACAAGAAGGCAGUAGAUGAACAGGAGGUCCUCAAGAACCUCCCUGAUAAGUUAAGGGCAGAGAUCGCCAUCAACGUUCACCUGGAGACGCUGAAGAAGGUGAGGAUUUUCCAGAAUUGUGAGGCAGGGCUGCUGGUGGAGCUGGUGCUGAAGCUUCGGCCUCAGGUGUUCAGCCCGGGGGAUUACGUGUGCCGCAAAGGGGACAUCGGGAAGGAGAUGUACAUCAUCAAGGAGGGCAAGCUGGCCGUGGUGGCGGAUGAUGGGGUGACACAGUAUGCUUUGCUCACUGCAGGGGGCUGCUUUGGUGAGAUCAGCAUCCUCAACAUCAAAGGGAGCAAAAUGGGCAACAGGCGCACGGCCAACAUCCGCAGCUUGGGCUACUCUGAUCUCUUCUGCCUGUCUAAGGAAGAUCUCAUGGAAGCAGUCACAGAGUAUCCUGAUGCCAAAAGGAUCUUGGAGGAGCGUGGCCGGGAGAUCCUGAUCAAGGAAGGGCUGCUGGAUGAGUCAGCUGCAGAGGAAAGCACAGAAGGGAAGAGCCUGGAGGAGAGGCUGGACAGGGUGGCCUCAAACCUGGACACGCUGCAUACCCGCUUUGGCCGGCUCCUGACUGAGUACAGUGAUGCCCAGAUGAAGCUCAAGCAGCGCAUCACUGCUCUGGAGUCCAAGAUGAGGCAGGAGGAACUGGAGGAUUUCUUCUCUGAUAGCUCAGACAGUCUGUUUGAGGAUGAGGAGGAAGCUUCACCCGGUGGGAUGCAGUGAGAGGGAACAGUCAGCUGGAUGAUGUCUGACCUGUGCUGAGGCAAUGUUUGCUGUUUCACAAUCAGACCCUGUGGCUGCCUUGCCAGGAGCUUUUCUCAGGUCCUUAGCACUGCUGCUGGCACUGCCUUGAUGGCAGCCCCUGAGGUGGCCCCAAAUCAGGGGAUUGUCUCGGCUCCUCCUCUGACCUGUCACUUUUUCAUUGCCUUUUGAGUUCAGCCUUUCUAAAUCCCUUCAGUCCCCAGUGAGUGUCUGCAAACACUGCCCAGUCUGCACCCAGAAACUCUUUACCCACCAGAUCCCCAAACUGAGCUAAGACAGACCAAAGUGUGCCUCUGACCCGUGCAGAUGGACAGGCUGUUUGGGUCCCUGUCCCUGUCCUGGUGCCACUCUUGCUGAGGCUGGGCACUGCCUGGCAGGGCCUGCCGUUGCCUCCUGCCCGCCUCUCUUCUAUGGUUUGGUGCUGUCAGGGGGCACCUGGUGCAGCUGGCUUGGUGCCCUGAGCACUGCACCUUCCUGGGGACAGCGUUCCCAAGCCCUCCUGCUGUGGAAGCAGUGUGAUGCCAUUUGGGCUGUGGAUGUGCAAUGCAGAGGUGCAGUGCUACGAGCAGGAGUCAGACAGAGAGCGGCUCUCUCCUCUAUCUAAUGACAGCCAGAUGUGCCAGGACAGCUUUGACUGAAAGACAUGUUUUUAAGGAACCAAGCCAUGGUGGGAGCCAACUGUGCCCAUAUUUGCUUUGCUGUGGGUAGCUCAGAGGGAGUGCAGAACACAUUUAUUUUCUUAGGCAGGGGGUUUUCUUGUACUCAGUGGGAAUUUUGGGGCUUUGCAGGCUGCAGAGGCCCCUGCCUUCCAGAGGAGAGAUGAGUGGCAGAGCCACAGGGACACGUGUGAGGGUGGAAACGUGGCACCACUGCAAGAGCCCGCAAAGCUCUGCCAGGCUGUGCUGCAGCCAUGGGGGGUCCCUGGUGUGAGUGUGGAGAGGGGGACAGAGGGGCACAGCGCCCAAACCCCUGCAAGCAGCAGCACCAGUGCAGGCAGCAGUGUCACCCAUGCCACAGGGCACGGGGCAGGUGCUGGGACUGGAGGAUGACACCUCACUUCUUGGGUCUGGGCCUGUGCACCCGUGGGGUGGGCUUGGGCUGGUUUCCAAACAUGGAAAUAUUUGGGGAGAAGGGAAUUCACGUUCUGGGUCAAAUUGAGCUACGAGUUUGGCUAAAAUGAUGGGAGGACACACUGGGAAAUGUCAGCCCAGAAGGGUUCACAGUGGAAAACUGAGGGUAUUUCCUUUGUUUUCUUCCCCUCUAAUCCACAAUUGCCUCUCUGCAUUUCAUAGGAACAUUUUCCAUUUAAAGAUAAUUGCCUUGCUUUUUGGGAUUGUGGGGGUAGGAAUGGUUGCAUUACCAAAAAUAGAAGUUGGGGCAAGAAUAAAAGUUUAUCAUCAUUAAACUGUA